Messenger RNA from Nothoprocta perdicaria, 1559 nucleotides. RefSeq names its product WD repeat domain 45B (gene WDR45B). The coding region runs from base 169 to 1203 and encodes 344 amino acids. The record is from RefSeq and is a predicted model, not a curated record. Gene Ontology annotation, molecular function: protein binding; phosphatidylinositol-3-phosphate binding; phosphatidylinositol-3,5-bisphosphate binding. Gene Ontology annotation, biological process: autophagy of mitochondrion; protein lipidation; protein localization to phagophore assembly site. The transcript has 10 exons. Gene Ontology annotation, cellular component: cytosol; phagophore assembly site membrane; extrinsic component of membrane. Lineage: Eukaryota; Metazoa; Chordata; Aves; Tinamiformes; Tinamidae.
GCGGCCUGGCUGGGUCGGAAGCGGCGCGGGCCCGUCCGCCGCGGCUCGGCUCGGCUCGGUUCGGUUCCGCUCGGUUCCGCUCGGCUCGGCGCCGUUCGGCUGAGGCGGGCGGGCGGGCGCCGCCAUGGUUUAAAGGGCGGCGGGUGGAGGCGGAGCGGCGCUGGAGUCAUGAACCUGCUCCCGGCCAACCCGCACGGCAACGGGCUGCUCUACGCCGGCUUCAACCAGGACCACGGUUGCUUUGCGUGUGGUAUGGAGAAUGGAUUCCGAGUUUAUAAUGCAGAUCCUCUCAAAGAAAAAGAGAAACAAGAAUUUCUCGAAGGUGGCGUUGGCCACGUCGAGAUGCUGUUCCGCUGCAACUACCUAGCGCUGGUAGGUGGAGGAAAAAAGCCGAAGUACCCCCCCAACAAAGUAAUGAUCUGGGAUGACCUGAAGAAGAAGACUGUUAUUGAGAUUGAAUUUUCUACAGAGGUCAAAGCAGUUAAACUGCGAAGGGAUAGAAUUGUGGUAGUUCUGGACUCAAUGAUUAAAGUUUUCACAUUCACACACAACCCCCACCAGUUGCACGUCUUUGAAACUUGCUACAACCCGAAAGGUCUCUGUGUCCUUUGUCCAAAUAGUAAUAACUCUCUCCUGGCGUUUCCUGGAACACACACUGGGCAUGUGCAGAUAGUGGAUCUGGCUAAUACAGAAAAGCCUCCUGUGGACAUCCCAGCUCACGAAGGCGUCUUGAGCUGCAUAGCUCUAAACCUGCAGGGAACAAGGAUUGCGACGGCGUCGGAGAAGGGGACCCUCAUAAGAAUAUUUGAUACUUCAUCAGGGCAUUUAAUCCAGGAGCUGCGAAGAGGAUCGCAGGCAGCCAACAUCUACUGCAUCAACUUCAACCAGGAUGCCUCCCUAAUCUGCGUAUCCAGUGACCACGGCACCGUACAUAUUUUUGCUGCAGAGGACCCCAAAAGAAAUAAACAGUCCAGUUUGGCCUCUGCCAGCUUUCUCCCCAAAUACUUCAGCUCCAAAUGGAGUUUCUCCAAAUUUCAGGUUCCCUCAGGCUCUCCGUGCAUUUGUGCCUUUGGAACAGAGCCCAACGCUGUCCUAGCAAUAUGUGCCGACGGCAGCUACUACAAGUUCUUAUUCAACCAAAAAGGGGAAUGCUCAAGGGACGUCUAUGCUCAGUUUCUAGAAAUGACUGAUGACAAGCUCUGACGGAGCCGAGGAGCGCGUGCCUCCCAGCACUGCCUUGGCUGUUCUGCAUCCUUGGAAGGACAGUGGCUGAAUGUCCAAUACUGAUCAGGAAGUUUAGCUGACCUCACGGAGAAGCCUGGCCCCACACGAUCAGAACAAGCUCUGAAGCAGUGGACUACGUAUGUGUAUUCUCAUUUCUGCAAGCAUUCAUCAUUGAAAUCUCUGGGUUAUGGUCAUCAACUCAAGUUCUCAAGACAUGGCUUUCAACAAGCUUAUACCUCUCUGGUUUCUCUUCAUCUAAACUGUGAAAUGACUUUUGGUUAAACGGGAGUGCCUGCCCCCCUGGAAGAUCUGCAGGGCCUGUAACCCACGUCAGG